Messenger RNA from Eurytemora carolleeae, 965 nucleotides. RefSeq names its product charged multivesicular body protein 4b-like (gene shrb). The record is from RefSeq and is a predicted model, not a curated record. The transcript is spliced from 6 exons. The coding region runs from base 1 to 684 and encodes 227 amino acids. Gene Ontology annotation, biological process: vesicle budding from membrane; late endosome to vacuole transport via multivesicular body sorting pathway. Gene Ontology annotation, cellular component: ESCRT III complex; cytoplasmic side of plasma membrane; multivesicular body. Lineage: Eukaryota; Metazoa; Arthropoda; Copepoda; Calanoida; Temoridae.
AUGGCGUUCCUCAAUAAAUUGUUCGGGAAAUCAGAAAAAGCCGCGCCGGUCACCACAGGUGAGGCGAUUCAAAAGCUGAGAGAAACUGAAGAAAUGUUGAUAAAAAAGCAGGAUUUUCUUGAGAAAAAAAUCGACCUUGAGAUCGGUGCUGCGCGUAAAAAUGCUAAGACGAACAAGCGCGCAGCACUUCAGGCGCUCAAGCGCAAGAAACGUUACGAGAAACAACUUCAGCAAAUAGAUGGAACCCUCUCAACUAUAGAGAUGCAAAGGGAAGCUUUAGAAUCCGCGAACACGAAUACGGCGGUCUUGACAACAAUGAACGACGCUGCGAAAGCUUUGAAGAAAGCCAAUGCAGAUUUAGACGUGGAUAAGGUUCAUGAUAUGAUGGAUGAUAUUGCUGAACAACAAGAUGUAGCAAAGGAGAUUUCAGAAGCUAUUUCAAAUCCGGUUGCUUUCGGAGGGGAGUUUGAUGAGGAUGAGCUAGAAGCUGAACUUGAUGCACUAGGAGAUGAACUAGAACUUGAAGAGCAGGAGGAAUUAGACAAACAACUUCUAGAUGUAGGUCCAGCUGUACCUUCAGCUUUACCAGAGGUGCCUACAUCAGAGCCAAGAGCAGCUGCCAAGGCAAAGAAACCGGUUGAUGAAGAUCCAGAUAUGGCGGAGCUUGCUGCCUGGGCAUCCUAAACCGGGGCAUAUUCCACCGAGUGCUAGAAGACGACAAAUCCUAAAUUUCAUCGAGGAUUAUCCUCGCCAUUUUUUUCUCUUGUUAACCUCCUUUAUGUUCCAUUUAAUCAAAUAUUGGAUUAAUUUAUAAAUGUACUAAUAUAAUAUAAACUAAUUGUCUGGAAAGAUUUUUCAAGCAAAAUUUCCUUCACAAUUUUUAUACUCAAGCUUUAAAUAUCUUUCCAAGAUGCAACCAUAUAUAUAUAUUAUAUAAUGCUAGCUUCAGUAUGUUUCUGGUCCAC